Symbiodinium pilosum is the source of this 4089-nucleotide messenger RNA. NCBI's taxonomy places the organism in Eukaryota, Dinophyceae, Suessiales, Symbiodiniaceae. The record is from the annotation of a GenBank genome assembly.
AUGCUUCGAUGGUUGCUGCCAGCUGUUCUGGCAGUUGCUUAUGGCGACUGGAAAUGCACCUUUCAGGAGCAAAACCGUUGCAUCAUCAAUGUUUCCGCACAAGUGAGCGGACCACUUGUGUUUGACGGCAACGUGCUGGUGACGCAUCAAGCGGCUGUGCGUUCUGAGACCAGCUUCAGUAUCCAAGCGACCGGCAAUGUCACGGUGGAGCAGGGGUCUUCGCUGCAUGCUAAAGGAGAUCUGCUGAUUAAUGCAAGCACGAUCCAUCUUGUUGGGUCCUCCACGUCCGCAACUGGGUCGCUCACGAUCGUUAGCCGUGCGGUGUACAAGGGAGGCGCUGUGGACUCACGGGGCGCAUCAGAACAGGCGCUAGUGGAGGCCGCUCGCUUUCGAGAUGCCGAAGCUGAUCCUGGGAUUCUUGUUAUCGAUUCAGCCUUGCAAGGCGGCAACGUCCAGCUGAAUUGCAACCAGAGCAAGAUUUGCCUUCAGGGGGCAAAUAACGUGACAGUGACGGACCCUUCGCAGUCUAUGCAGCUGAAUGGAAAAUUCAUCUCGGCUGAUUGCAGCAACUCUACAUUGGCAUCAGCACGAAUCAUCAUCGUGGCCCAAGCAGAUGUGCUGCUCGAUGCCGCCAUUCCAGGCUAUAAGACAAGUGAUGGCAAAGGGGGGGAGAAGCCGUCGCAGUUGGACGUCACCACUCAAGGCCGCAUGCUCAUUGGCAGCCAGAGUUUCACGUGGAAACUCAAGAGGUUGCACGCAUCAGCCGAUACACUGGUGGUCGCGUCAAGCAGCCGCAUCCAGACCGUGGGGUAUUCUACAUGUAAGCACACAUCUGACAGUGCAGGGCCAAGGGAUCGCUGCUUUCCGGCUUGGUCGACCUGGCCGGGCUCCUGGCCCGAGUCAGUCGAUGAUCCAUACGUGACAUUUGAUCUCGUUCUCCUGGGACGCAGCUCCUUGAACUUGUCGAGUCAUGCAAUGAUCUCAGCUGCAUCGUCUCUGCUCUGCGUGGCCGACGGGGGCCUGCAUCUAGCGGACCACAAUGUACUGGACGCCUCGGGCCGUGGCUGUGGUGCGGGCACCGGGCGGGCUCCUGGCAACACAGUCCAAUCAAGCCCGGGUGGACCCUACUUGGCAGGCGGAGGCACUCACCUCGGCGAGGGAGGAUAUGGAGGUUCGUUUGACACUCAUACUGUUGAGCCGAAUCCUUCCACGAUCCAGCAGCCUGCGUACGAUCGCUACAAUCGGCUUUUCUUGCCUACAGAGGGCGCCUCAGGCGGUGCAGCUGGCCAACUGGGACCAGACACCUGGAACACUGCAGACAUUGCUCAGGCUGCAAGCUCAUCUGGUGGUGGCUUGAUCUGGCUUUCCGCAUCCAGCACUUCUGGGAUUGUAACGUUUGGAAGUUGGGUUGCCUUGAAGGCUGAAGGCCUGCCUGGGGGCGCCACCAAACAUGUGUCAGGGGGUGGAGCAGGGGGACAGAUCUUGAUUUUUGCAACCAAGAUUACGACUGAUGAGGAGGCUCCGCUGCUCAGCGUUGCAGGUGGCACGGGUGCAUGCUCAGCUACUGAGAAUGUGCUUAGUGGUGGUGGCGGAGGUGGAUUUGUCGGCCUUAACUGGACAGCAACAUCACCCUUUCCGUCGCAUGGCGAGCUGGUUGUAGAUGUGUCUGGCGGCGUGAUGGGAAAUGAUGGGUCUGGCCAGAACUGCUCCUGGGUGGUUCCGAAUGCUCGUGGUCUCAUCGAGACAUUCGGGCGUGCCGGCCAAGCCAUGCCGUUGCAGGGCUGCUCUGCAGGCUACUCCGGCCUGUUCUGCGAUCCCUGCCCAGCUGGAUAUUGGAGCCAGGGCGGCCUUGGAAUCUGCCAGGCAUGCAGGAACAAGCCUCCAAACGGCAAUUACACCAAGGCUGCCUGGCCAAGCGCAGACUGCCCGUACUCUUGCGGGGUUGGAGUUCCAAAUCAGAAAAGCAAUCCAGGCUGCCUAGAUCCCAUGGCCUAUGCACUCAGCUUCUUCGGUGGCCCAAAGGGCGUACUUGCAAUUGUACUGGCGGUCAUCACCAGUGCUGCUGUGCUCCUGUGGCGGCGGCGGAAAUCGGGAGGCGGCCUCUCUCGUCCCUUGCUCACUUUCGAUGGGGUUGCGGGUUCCUCAUCGUACUCUUUGCGCGGGCAGAGCCGAGUUGACAGUGGAAGUCGCCAAAGCGGCAGCUUCUCCAAUUGCUGGGCAUCUUGGUUCUGGAGAUACUGCAGCCGCCGUUCUGGCUCCGAUGGACCCGAUGGACAAAGGGUCGUGCAAUCUCCUUCUGAGUUUCAGAUGGCCCAGGAACAACUACCCUUUCACACUUACAGAGUCUACUUCCAAGGCGAAAAUGCCGGAGACUCUGUAUGGUUUCUAAAGCCACAGGUGCCAGCAGCUGUAGAAGAUAUAGUGAUCAAGGACAAAUGGGAGCAAUUGGCCAGGAUGGUGAACGCAGCAGCAAGCAUUUCAAAGCUGCAAAGACGCGCAGAGGGCGUCUUGCGAUACAUCUACCCGCCUGCAGCUCCGCUGUUUACAAGGUUCUGCAGAUGCAAGCGUGCAAGGGCCCUCUUGCAGAUUGUGCGCGAGUUUUCCGAAGCAGAGCGAUUCUGGAUACCCAUUCGACAGGCAGGUGGCGAGCUACAUGUGCGGUUCGGCUGUAACCAGAAAGCCACGCUGGCUUACCUGGACUUUUUCGACUUCUCCAGGUCCCCCAUGGACUUUGCACCUGUGAACCUCAGGAAAGAAGCCUGGGUGAUUCCCGUCCAUGGCCAGGGGAGUUUCGAAGAGCCAUACGAGGUAGACAUGAGUGAUCCUGUGCUGCAGCGACUGGAGCACACGGUCCAUGGCCCCACAGCGAUUCUUUCAGUCCUCUCCACCUUCAACCGCAUUGCUCGCAGAGUCUUCAAGGACGAGCUGCACAGCUCUGACCAUGAUGACCCUCUGCAGCAGCUGCAUGAGAAGGUGGAGCAAUGUGCCUCCCAAUGUGGGCUUGGAGGAUUUGUCCAAGUUCUUGCCAUCUGGCAGAUGGAUCGAUGCCGAGGCAAUGAUGCAUCUGGUCGCGUAGAAGCUGCCAGUGUCGCAAGAUCUACAGAUCCUCAGGACAAUUCCUUCAUGGAUCUAGUGAUCGAGCCGCAGGAGGUAAGCCGCGAGCGCCUGCCAUCACAUUCCCCUCGACGUCGAGAGCUCCGACUCUGUUUGGUUUUCACCGAGUUUUCGAUUCUGGCGAGUGCUAGCAGCAGCGAGUCCUUUGGAAGCUUUUCCACGUCCUCAAAAGUCCUCACAACACCGAUUACUCCACAGGCUCUGAAUGAGAUUCUGCGAAGCUCUGCCGUGGUCGUAGGUGAGGACUCCGCAAAUCCUGUCCUGCCUGAUUCGGGUUGUGGCUUGGGCCUGAAGCGGCCUCUGCUGCGAUUGGGAUAUUCCAGCUCUGAUCAAACGGCAGCAAGAACUCUGGUGUCGCUCAUCUGCUUCCUGGCCUUUGACCUCCUGGCAUUCUGUUUGAUCUGCGGGAUCCUCUUCAAGACCAGCAUGGUGGCCGGCAUGGUCUGGGUAUUUUUACCGCCCUUGGCACAGCCUUUGGCGCUGGUUGUGGGGAUCCUCUUCUUGCUCAUGGAGGAGCCCGAACUGGGUCGGCUGUUUGCUGGUCUGGAAGUGCUUGGCAUGUGGAACGCUGCUGUAUCUCUCGUAGUGUUGAUCUGGCUGCUGUUCCUGGACUCUCUGGUGUUUGACAUCCUGGCUAUGGGUAUAGUCAGCUUUGUCAAGGGGACACUCUUCGCAGCAGCUGCUGCUCAUGUGAGCCAACUGGAAGCCGACCGGGACUUGAGCUCGAUGGACACGCCACAGAACGAAUUUGUGGAACGAUUGUUUUCCAUGCGGGACGAGGAGGACCCGAGACCGACAUCUGCGGAUGAGGUUGGCACAUCAGCAGCGGCCAUGUCCUUCAACUUUAACACUUUGGAUGAGCUCUCGGCAACUCGAGCGUCAGACAGCCAUCCCGCUUCGACCCAAUCCAUCAGGUCCCUCCACAGUCCGCGGAGCUUUUCGAAGCCACAGGUGCAAAUGCCAUCACCCUUCUGA